This is a messenger RNA of Marmota monax (woodchuck), 17309 nucleotides long. RefSeq names its product chromosome unknown C11orf87 homolog (gene CUNH11orf87). NCBI's taxonomy places the organism in Eukaryota, Metazoa, Chordata, Mammalia, Rodentia, Sciuridae. The transcript is spliced from 2 exons. The record is from RefSeq and is a predicted model, not a curated record. Bases 524 to 1126 code for a protein of 200 amino acids.
CAGCUGCUCCCCCCUCCUUUUUUUGGUAGGUGGGUGCUUGGGGGCGGGGGUGCCAGGGAAGAAGGCUGGAGAAAGAACUGGGCACGAUUCUGGCAUUAACCACCGCUGUGGAUAUAGGCUGAGCGAGAUACGAUGCCAGGGGUGCCCCCUUGGGAAUGGGACCUUAGGGAUCUAACGCCGUCUGAGGACGAAGAGUGGGGGGACGGAGAGGGAGGACCGCAUACCGCGAACCCACCCAGUGGUCCGGAGUGGGUGCUGGAGAGGCCCGGUGCCUCAGCGAAGGAAAAGGGCGAGUGGAGACACGUUCAAGGCGGGACCGGAGAGGAUUUCCCCGGCGCCGCUCACUCACUGGUCGGCUUGCUUGCCAUCAGUCGCUCCCUCAGUCCUUGGUCGGUGUGCGCACUCCCUCCGGCACCAGGGAGUAGUUUUGGGUGGCGUGGGCUCAUUCCUCUUCUUGGCUGGUGGGAACAGAGUGUUGAAGAGAGGAAGCUCGGUGGGCCUGGCCCCUCCCAGCCCAGCGCCGAUGAGUGCCCGGGCUCCAAAGGAGUUGAGGCUGGCGCUGCCGCCGUGUCUCCUCAACCGGACUUUUGCUUCCCCCAACGCUAGCGGCAGCGGCAACACAGGUGCCCGCGGCCCGGGUGCAGGCGGCGGCGGAAGUGGUACCUGCAUCACGCAGGUGGGACAGCAGCUCUUCCAGUCAUUCUCCUCCACGCUGGUGCUGAUUGUCCUGGUCACUCUCAUCUUUUGCCUCAUCGUGCUGUCCCUGUCCACCUUCCACAUCCACAAGCGUAGGAUGAAGAAGCGGAAGAUGCAGAGGGCUCAGGAGGAAUAUGAGAGGGAUCAUUGCAGCGGCAACCGCGGUGGAGGGGGGCUGUCCCGGGCAGGUAGUCAGGCCCAAAACCAUGGAAAAGAAAACAGGCUGGAGAGGCAGUCCCGGGACUCUGCCUUCUACGCCCCCUCCAACUUCUCCGGUUCCUCCUCCUCUUCAUCCCCUGGUCUUCCAAGCCAGGGUCCCUGUGCUCCUCCGCCUCCACCGCCAGCCCCCAGUCCACAAGGAGCACACGCAGCCUCCUCCUGUUUGGACACAGCUGGCGAGGGCCUUUUGCAGACGGUGGUACUGUCCUGAUUGUGUAGCCCCUCUCCUCACCCCUUUUCUCGUUUCCACCAUCUUUACCAUCCUUGCUUUUUCUCCCUCCUUCCUUCCUUUUCCAUUUUCCUGUACCACUUCUUUCCUCUUCCUUCUUUCCUUAUCUGCCCUCCCUUUUACUAUGUUUCUCCUCCGCCGAGGCACUGUGCGGUAUUUGUAAAUAUUGGGCGAGGAAAGUCUCGGAAGAAGAAAUAACGCUGAUAAAUCUUUAUUAAUAUUUACAGUUAUUAUUAUUAUAUUACUAACAACACAAUCCAAGCGCAUGACAAAUCACAUACUUUCUCAUUGUCAAUGAAGGAUGCAUCUUCCCUCUCCACUCCGUGCCCCCCCUCAAUAAGGAGGAGAAACCGCACAAGCUACCAAAUACAUAAAAGGCAUUGCCACCAGGAGCAAAGGGAGGGGAGGGGGCCGGUAAUGUUGUAUAUAGCUGUCAAGUUAAAGGUUUAGUUACCUUUCUUCCCCUUCACCCCCCCCCCCCAGCUUUCACUUUUUCUUUAGCUUUUCUCCACUCCCCUUUUCUCACCCUCAGCUGGGCUCAGGCAAUAGUAUAUUAUUAAAAAAAAAGUCUACAUUUAGCACCAAGACUACAACGAGGCCACAGAGAAAGUCCCAGAAAAACGUUUUAGGACAGGUAACCCUCUCCAGUCAGCCAUCUUCUCACUCUUUGGCUAACCAUUGCCUUUUCCAGGACAGAACAUUUAAUUUACUUUUAGAAAUGUCUCUCGCUGGCCGAGCAUAAGUACAUUGAAAUCUUUAAGUGAGUUAAAAAAAAAAAAAAAAAAAGAUCUGCUUUAGAUCCGUGCCCCACCACACUUGUACACCUUUGACUUGUGGCAUUUUCAGGAGUCAGAGGAUCGGGAGCUGUCCGUCCAGGUCUGGUGCUGAAAUCGCCUCACCAUAAUGGUUACUUCCUCUGAUUGAGCAGGCGGAGGAGGGGCUGUUUUGGAAAGUGAUUGUACUGGCUUUUGGUUGGCUUCUUUCUUCUUUUUCUACAAUCGGGUUAGCGUGUACUAUUAAUUUUAUUAUUAUUAAAUGUUGCAUAAGUUCCCCCCCCCCUUUUUUUUUGUAAAAAGAAAAAGUAUUUGGUGAUGUGCAGUACUGAAAGUGCAGUAUCUAACCAACCAGAAUGUUUGUUUUAUUUUUAGAGCAAGUGCACCUUUGUUAUAUAUUUAUUAUAUUGGUACCAAAUACAGAAGAAAACUAUAGUUCUGUACUAUGUCCUCCAAACUGUAUAUUCUUGUUCUUACUUUCCAGCUGUUGAUAUAAUGGUUACCACUGGAUGAGGAAUUCAGUGGGACAGGCCUGGCUUCUCCUGUUUCCAGAAGUGUUCUUUUGUACCUUACUCUGUAGUAGACUGUUAUAAAAAGAUGACACAUAUGUUUCCCUUUUUCUUUUGUGAAUAACAGAAACAACCACAGCAACAGAAAACAAAUAAUGGAUGUGCAGGAAUGCCAUCUAUUAAAACAUGGUUAAUAUAUAAACAGUGCCUGUAGUUCUCGCUGCAUGCAGUUACCACCUGGAGGCAGUGGUGUGUGUGCUUGCUUGUACUGUGUGUGUUUGGGGGUAAGACUGGUGGGGAUGUUGGGCAAUUUGAAUGACAGGACAUGCAAAUUUCAAGAGAAGUUAAAUCAAUACAUACUUGUAGGAUAAAAAAUGUUUAUAGCUCGUUUGUUAAAAAUCUGUGCCUGCAUCUGAGAAACAGCAAAGGAGGGGCUCUCCUCUUUCUGAAUCUGACUUAGCUAACUUCACUCUAUCAGGAAAAAAUAUUGAAUAGAAAAGAAAGUUGAAGAAGAUAAAUAUUUUUCCCCUCUCCUAAUGCCAGACAAGCCCAUCUGUGUUCGAAAUGGAGUCUGGCUGUGGUUAUAUGCCACUUUGUUUCCCUUCAGUGGAUAAUAGAAGGGGCCAUAAGCAUAUUACAAUCUUAAUUAUAUGCAGUGGCAUCUCUUCCUGGAAACUAACUCUUUGAUGGUUAUUCAAAUAUUUGGAAAAUGUACAAAUGAGAAUGAUCUACAAAAAGCUUCACCAAAAAUAUCAUUACUAUCCUGCUGGGUGAAAGGCAACAGUGCCCCUAAGUAUAUUCCUCUCCCAAGUAACUAGUUGUUCUAGAUUUUAUGUCUUGAUUCUAGGCAUAUAUGAUCUUACCCAGAGAAAAAAUAUUACCUUUGAUGUUUUUGGUCAUCUCUUGAAUUGCCCAAGCUCAAUCUGCAUCUUUUACAAAAAUAAUUUCAUAAGCUUAAUUUAAAACACCGUUAUUCCUUCAAGUCCUUUCCUGAGGCACAGAAGAUCAUCAUUUAAGCAUGACAUAUUGGAAAUAUUAGGAAGAUCGGGUCUCAUCUUUGAAUACAAUGUAUUACACAAUGAACCAGAUCCUCUCUAGUGCCUUAGUCACUUCUUAGUAAUAGUUAAAAGAAUGCAUUAACACUCUCAGGCCACUAGGGAAUCUGUUAGUGCAUCAGAGCUCUACAUUGUACACCAGAAUGACUAAGGCACUGUGAAGAAGAUAGUCCAUUAAUUUUUGUAGCUCACCCUCAUCCAGCUGUAGUUCUUUAAUACCUUAUUACAGAAUGACUUUUGGACUUGAAAUUGGAAUAGAAUCAGGAACCCAGAAGGGAGCUUCCUCAUUUCCAAUGAGCUAUACUGAAGUGUAUGAAUAUUACUUUCUUCCCUUAUUUGGUGCACUUUUUACAGUGAAUAAUUUCCCAUUUUAUUAAAGCAAUAAGAUAUUCUGUUAUGAACAGUUCUAGAUGAUGAUUCCAUUUCCUUGGUGCUGAAGCUACUUAUGUGUUCCGGCCUUAUGAAUCAUAGUGCAUUUAAGGCAUGCAAUAAUAAUCCUCUUUAAAGGAGCAGACUGUACACCCUGGGGGGGGGGUAAUGUCCUAUAUAAAUUUUUUCCCAAAGGAAUAAAGGGAUCAAGAGAAAUAAAAUAAUCAUAUUUAUUGUUAAAAUAUCUUUAUACCUCUAAACAUGGGCAAAUAUCUGCAAUAUGCUCUUAUUGUGCACUUUUAAAUAUGCCUUUCUCCAUUAAUUGACUAUGGUUUGAUACUCUUAAUAGUAUCCUGUGUAAAGAUGAUGCAGUCUGGAGUUAGUCAAAUUUUGUACUGAGUUUAAUAUGUUCAGAACCCUAAACUUCUGGUGGUGUCACAUGAUAUAUUAUGGGAUAGAAAGGGAAUUAUAUGAAAUUCUAGUAAGUCAGUCCCCAUACAAAUUAUUACAAUAAGCACAUAUUCAAGCAAUUUGUAUUGACCUGUUCAAAAGCAUUGCUUCUUAUAAAGCUCAAUUGACAGUCCCAGGAGUUUGGGAAGCUACCAAUAGGGCUUUUUAGUAUUCACUUAUAUAAAACAAAAGGUAAUUUGGAAAUAGUUAAAGUUAUUUUAAGUGUUUUAUUUAUUGAUGUCCCGUCAUACUAAUUGCUUCAACCCCUAUAGCUACAGCUCGACUUCUGCACUUGCUAUUCAGUAUUAAUAAGGUGGCAUGCUUGAUUCUUAUUGUUUUAAAAAUGAGAAAAUUGGAGAAAGAAUGCCAUUAUGUCAACUGUAUGGAACUCUGAAUCUUAAAGACAUAGAUGGAUAUAAUCUUUAGAAUUUAUAUACACCCAUAGAUAUGUAUUUAUAUAUGCAUACAUUUUGUACAAAUUUACAGUGGACUUUUGUAUUCUCUUUUCUGUCAUUACAAGAAUGAGAUGGAAACCAAAUAGUUGUUCCAUCCUCUUAUCCAGAGAGGAUACUGAGAAGUCAGGUAUAUGCAUGCAUUUAUUUCUCUGGAGUCGAAUCUGAAAGACUUUCUCUUUAUUUAAUGAAAGGGAAGAGUCUUGAUUGGCUCAGGAAAUUGGUAAUUAGAUAAGCUUCCUUUCCUAUGUUAGUGACUCAAAUGUAGCAAUGAUAAUGAAGGUAUGACCAUAUCAAUGCAGUACAACUAUCUAGGUGGAAUGCAGAAUUAUUCAGAAGAGGCUUACAGCCAUCUAGACCACAAGCCUGGGUUGUGGUUUGAUUUUUCCUUUUCAACCUAAAUGUUGUGUGAGAUAUAACUUACAUAAGCAUAAUUAAAGGUAAAGUAAAAAUAUGACAAUUAUUUGUUUAGUUUGAUAGUUUUUUGGAAGACAUGGACCAAUUAGCUUAAAAAAAUUUUGUUUGGCAUCUGACUUCUCUGCCACUUCUGUAUCAACUGAAUUAAUUAGAUAAUGGUUAAAAUUAAUUUUUCCAAUGUGCAGACAUAUGCUUUAAAUGCUUUUCUGUGGAUGAUAGCUAAGCAAUUGCUCGCUGAUAUUAUGUGGAAUUUAUGAACUAAAUUAGAGCCAAAACCUUUAAUCUAAUCUGGUUAGCCUCCUUGAGUCCAUGCCCAUGUGAAUCAGGACUUUGAAUCUGAAUCUGAAAAGCCACUUAUUCUGUUUAGAACUAGUCAUUGUGGCUCACAGAUGUUUCAGUUUAUAUAAGAAUGAAUUACUCUAAAUGAGGGAAUUUAAUCAUUGGACUGAACAUAAAUCUGAUUCUAAUUUGGGUUUUAAAUUUAUUUGGUAACAUCUGAGAAGCAGCUUAUAUGGCUUGAUAUCAGUACUUAUUAAUGUCACUAACCUAGUAAUAAUACAAUUGGUGCCAUGUAGGAAUGCUUAGCUGAGAAUAAGAGUUUAAUUAGCUUUAACUGGGGACCGUGACAUAUCAAGGUGGUCUUACCUUUUUGAGGCAGGGAUGUUACUCUAAGACUUGUGAUUGCAUUGGGUUAUUACUAUAGAGAGAUUAAAAAUAACAAAAGAGACUGCAACCACAGCAACAGUAGAAAAACUGAUUUUUGAACUUGAGCAUAUCCAAUAGGUAGAAUAAAACAUAUUAAAAUUCAUGAAAAAAUUUGUUUUGCUUUUCUAUCAAUAAAAGAGUUUUCUUGCUAAUGGGCCUUUUGGACACUACUUUCUUAUUAUAAUAUAACAGGGUUAUAAAAUUUAUUCUAUUAUACGUAGAUACAAUUUUCUAAAAGAAACUGUCAUUUAAAAAUUUUAUAACUCAUCUUCUCUUCCUCACAAACCAAGUGCAUAUCAGAAAAGGGAUAUGUAUAAAAUUUAGUACAAACCAGUAAACUGAAUACAGUUUGAUAAUUUAAUAGCCCCUUUAGACAGCUCUUUAGGCUCUUGAGGGUAUAUGCUUAGGUUCUGAUAUUUCCUGUGCUUAAAUUUCUCUAAUAUCACCAGGAUUGUCAAGGAGGGAUUCUGUUGAUGUGAUUUUAUGCUACUUAGGGAGAAGGGAAGCCUCAGAUAUAUAAAUUACAACGACUCCUAGGUGAACCCUCCUGAGAAACAGGUGGUCAGGGCUGCUCCCUAGUCAGAGGUGUUAUUGUCUGAUUUAGCUUUUGUGCUGACCAUUGUAAUUUUAGAUCGUGGACCUUUGUCCUAAGUCUCAAAGUCACCAUCCACAGGAAUCUAUGUAUCCUGACCCUGUCAUCCCUAGGUCUCCCAAUGCUCACAUGUUGCCCCUUUUUGAAGAUACAGGAACUUCUGUGUGCCCUGCAUUCCCUGCACCCACCAUUGAAAAGUGUGGGUUCUACCUCAGGAUAAUGAAUUGAUUCACUAUCUGCCACCUCAGAUCUCCUACUUCUGCAUCAUGUUAAUGCCAUGCAGGUAGAGUUCUUCUGGAGUCACAUAGCCAUACAUGAAUAUUUUUGGUGUUUGUGUGCAGGAUUGCCAUUUUUUCUCCAAAACUGACUAUAUAUUUAUCAUAUACCAUCAUAAUGUGGAGAGAAGGAACAUGAAAACUUCAUCACCACCUGCUUCAUUUUUCUGUCUUUUUCCAAAAUUGUUCCAGACUGAAAAAAAGCAGGUAUUUCUCUUAAGGUCCACUUUUAUCAAUGUAAGACUCUUCCUACUAUGGAUAGUUUUUCACUUCUGUAAUGGACUUAGUUUCCUUCUUCCUGACAUUGACCUUGUGAUGAACUCUUAAUGGUAGUUGGAUAGGGUUUAGGAAACAGAAAGAUAAGCUUACUGAUAAGGCACUCUAAAUUAGAACAUAACUUAAAAUAAAUAUAUCAUGCCAUCAUAGCAAACUUUUGUUUUCCACAAAGCACAUGUGCUCAUGAUUAGGGUCUUCCUUCCCUUUUCCCAAGAGCUUGUUUGUUAUCUUGUAUUCAUGUCCCACUAACUUUAAUCCCUGGCUAACUUUAAUUCUGGCUACUGAAUGAAUCUUUUAAAUCAUGAUUGUGUCUCUAAGAAGGGACAAACUAUUCCCCAUACAGGCUCAUUACUUCAUCCUAGUUUAUGUGCAGAAAAUUCUUGAGCUGAGAUGAAUUUCUAGUGGAUAUUGACUAGUGAAGUGGGGAUGAGUAAAUCUCUCUACCUAAAGGCAGUAGCCAGUAUAGAUUAGAGAUACAGCCCAAUCUCUACCCAAGCUCCUCUUUACUCCCAGGAGGUGCACAGUCUUUAACCUCAGCUAUUUGACUCAAAGAUAAAUAUUAAUUUAGUUAGCUCUCAUAAACUGGCAUGGAUCAGUUCCCUGGAUAUUUCUGUCUCUCUGGGUGAACUUAAUUUAUGAAAUAUUAGCUAUGUAUUCCUUUUCUGAGUAAUUAUUGAAGUUUAAUAUCUUCUAUCAUCUCCAAAUAUGUUCAAAACUUUAAAUGAUUUUGGCAGUGUUGGGUUUCCCUCUCUGAAAAAGUAGCUUUACUUUUUAAAACUUUGAGAACAAAAAGGGGCUUUAGUGAUAACUUUUCUUAAUCUCUCUUUUCUGCCUUGUGUUGACCAUCCUCUAUUUGCAUCUGAAGAUCUUUUAUAUUCCUGGGUCAUGACCUUGACUCAGGGUUUUUAAAUUUUACCCUAGGGGUUUGUAAUCACUCCACAUAAAAUUUAUGUGUUUGUAAUCACAUAAAUUUUCUGCAUAUACAAUCUGUAAAAUCCUAGGAUUACCCUUACAAGCCUUCCUGCACAGGGGUGUUAGGAUGCAUUGAGGUGGCAGAAAUAUUUACCUUUCACAUACAGAUAUUCAAAGCAAAUGUGGCUACUCUAUUUUUCUAUAAUUUAUCCUAUCUUCCCCAUAAUGAACUUUUGCUGGAUAUCCUCUUUAAGAAAAUUCUCAAAUUUUCCUUUCCUCUGCUUUUUUCCAAGAUAGUAUCUUGCUUCUUUCCAAACUAGUAAAUUGGUACAAUUUAUGUUAUCUCAUGGUGGCAGAGAAGGAAGUUUCCUUAGAUCUGUGCAUUCUUCAAGAGACCUUUGUUGAGUUGUGUUGGAGACUGGUCUGCUUCCUGAACUAUGAUACCAGAAGUCUCUUCUAGAACCCACCAUUGCAGCCCAGGAUCCUGGACAUUUUUACAUAUUAUUAAAAUUCAAGUCUCCUGUGUCUUCUUUGUUCCAAAUAUAGGGUUUUGCUGUUUUACUGUAAUCUAGGCAUCCUUGGAUCCACUCACAUAAGCCAAAUAUGAAUUUAUGGGUUUUGAAGAAUGAAUAAAAGUUUACCAAAAAGAAGAAAAAUCAUUUUAAGUGGAAGGAGAAACAGGAAGAGUGUUAUAUAUACUUGGGGACUGUUACAAUGUUUUGUAACAGUGAGAUAAUUCUGCAGAGUAGAAGUAAGCCGGAUAAUUAAGAGCCCUGAAACAGGCUACUUUUGAAGCUAUGCCUUUUCUGCUGUCGUAGGCGGUGUGGAGGCCAUGAGAAAUUUUGAAUAGAGAGAGGACUUAUAGAUUGGGAGUGUAUUAAAGAUUACCCUGGAACAAUCAGUGUAUAAAGCAGAUGCAGAGGUGAUUGAGACUCCAGAUAAAUACAACUACAAUAAUCCUGCGACAGAUGAUGAGUAUGUGAAGCAGUGGGGAUGGAAAUGAAGAAGAAGGAUAUAUUCAAGAGCAUGUUAGGUUAUUGAAUUGAUGGAGAUGGUGAUUAAUAGAAGCAUGGUGUGAGGGAGAAAAGGAGAGAAAAGGGCAAAGAGAAGAUUUAUGCUUUCUAUUUUGUGGAUCAGGGCAACACUUGUUGGUGCUUCAAUUGCAACAGAGGUUCUGGUUUGGUGGGCACAGCCUUUGAUGAAUUUGUCUCUGGGCCAUGCUUAUAAUGUGGUGAAGAAUAUCUCUGUAGAGCAGUGUGCAGUUUGCUGAGUGAGCUUCAAGAAAUAGCACUGUCACCAUCAUGUGAUUCCUGGAUGACUAUUCAUCGUCUGUCAAGUUGGAGGAGUUCUCCAUAUGUCUGUAAGCGUGUGUGUUCUGACAUUAGCUUCUAGGCCAUUUGUUGCAAUUAUCAGGCAUUCCUGUAGAGAGUUGUGAUUACUUCACUGGUGCUCUUGAAAUAGAGAAGUAAUCAGACAGGACACCAUUGACAGUGACAAGGAUCAAUAUGCUGCUGACAAGGGCGCCCAGGGUAGAGGUGAAUUUGUGGAAAAGACAACACAGACAGUAAUGUGGGGAAGAGCUUGGAUUUUAAUCUUGGCUCUGACACUUGGUAAGCAGGAAAUCUUGGAAAAGUUCCUUAACUUCCCCCUGCUUCAGUUUCAUGAAGGUUUGUUGAGCAGAUUAAAAGAGAAGAUGUAGGCAAAGAUGUAACAAUAGUGGGCCACGAGUGUACUGUAGUUCCUGUUCUUGAUUCCCUUACAGGAUUGUGUGGGGAAGAGAGGGAGUAGUUUUCUGGUAGAUGAUUAGUAGCAAACUUAUGUUCUUUGUGCUUUCAAGUUACAUCGAUCGUAGUCUGUAGCAAAGUGCCCAUAGUAGUUACUCAAUGAAAAGUGUUGUGGAAUAAACAAGUAUGUGAAUACAUUGAAUUCUAGGGACACGUGCCUGAUGAAGUAUUUUGGACAAACUGUAAAUGAAGUCUUUCCAGAAUCACAUUAGCAACAAAAAAAUAAAAAGCAGCAUGAUAGGCAGCAAGGAAUGGCAUCAGUGGAAUCUGGCAUUUUUUAAUGAUCUAUAUUUUCCAAAGAAAUGUUUUGAAGAUAAAAUGCUCCUCUCCCAUACCCAAUCCCUACAUCCUGCUUUCCUAAAUAGCCCAGCAAAGUCUGCCUUUAGGACUGAAUCUAAUACUUCUUAUGACUGAUACAGGAGCAGGGGGUCAACUGUAGGAACCAAAGCCAAAUAAGUGUCUGUUGAAGGAUGGGGUUUGUUUGGUCAGGUAAGUGAUGAGUCAUUUGGCAUCUCCUUAUUGUCUGUGGAGUCUUCCAUGCUAGGGAUACUACUAAAGAAGAAGGCAAGAGCCUGCUUCUCAAAGAGCUUAUAAGUCAGGGAGAUAAGACUUUGGGGAUAAAAUAAUGAUAUAAGGGAAACCAAGCUGAAAUGACAACUAGGGGUGGAAUAAACCCAAGUGAACAAAGUGGUCAUUGAUGGUGUAAACUUCUUUCACUCUCGUUGUCCAGAAAGGGAGCCACACAAGACUCCUUUUACUUGUAGACAGAGAAAUCCAGUUCUGACAGUAAGAUUUGGAGUUGAGGCAAUGAAGCUCGAGGCCUUGUCCCUUCUGACUAGAUAUCAUGUCACUGUCCCUCACUGGUUGUUAAAAACCACAUGUCCUUAGAAGAAUUGCCACAAUCCGUCAUUUCUCUUUUUAAUUCUUCUAAUAUCCAAAGUGCUCCUAUGUUCUCCAAACUGCUCGAUGUCUCAUUCUGUGUCUUUCUCUCACCUGAAGGUCUGCCCUCCCAAGGUCAUAUUUUCUAUUUAGGACCAUUGUCUCUCUCUGAAAAUGCAAGAUGAAAAUAUGUCCCUGUCUUAAUAGCUUCUGUGACCUACUCCAUAUCUUUCCUGGACUGUACUCUUUGCAAGAGUGAGCAUGUGUACUUAGUAUUAAUCACUGAAUAAUCACAUAAACUUUUAAGAUAACACUCUCAUUUUCACAGGAGCCUAUAGCACCUUAGAUAGGAGGGAGUAUUUCAGGGCAGGGCUUUUGGUGCAGGCAGGUUGAUGUUUGCACUCUUCUGAUCCCCUAAGGGAGUAGCCACUAACUAAAUUAUGACUUCAGCAGGCAAGACUUAGGACAGAUUAAUGUAGGGACAUAGUAUCUGAAAAAAGGUGGCCCCUUAAUCUAUCCCCAUCACGUAAUUUCAUACAAAAACAAAACAAUAUUGUAAGAUAAAAGGAAUUUCACUAAUAACAUUCUUACUUUUUUUCAAUGGCAACUAUUUUCAUGCCUUGCUAAGAUAACAGUUAUUUUUUUCAUAGUCUGCCUGUUGGGAAAGUCUAGCUGGCAUCAGACAGAUCUGAGGGAGAAACUUGGCAGGGAAGUGUGACCUCAAUGAGCAAGCCACUCAAGUUUUGACUUCAGGGUUGACAGUGGAAAGUUCACCAACUCUGUGCGCCUGCUAGGCUCAGGUCUUGAGGAAGGGAUGUCUCUGGGUUUCCAUCAGCAUGGUUCCGACUAUACAUGGAAGAAACAUUGGGACCAUAGCAUCUCUGCAGCCCUACAUGGUACUAAUGUCUACUCUUUGACUCAGGUUUGAGGAUUACCAAAGCUCUAGAUGGAACACAGAGCAUGCCCAUGCCCAAGCCUCUAAUCAGCAAUCUCUGUGCAGAGCUUUCUCAGGAGUUAGUCCAAGGUUAUCUAUCACCACUGACUUAGGUUGCCUCUGGGUCACUCCAACUUCAGGCCUUCAAUGGAGUCUUCCCAACCCCCUCAUUCCCUUUUCAGAAAGCUACUCAUGUAAGACAAAAAAAAAAAUUAGGGGUAAAACUUCUAGGGUGGUUCUAUUUCAACCCAAUGGAACUUCAUCUAUUUUUUUUUUCCUUUUAAAAGCAGGAGCUUAAUUUAAACACAGGACACUUAUGCACAUUUUAUGAAUUAUCUUACCUAGGCACAAAAUGGACUCAUUUAUAACUGCUAGCUAAGAUAUCUCAGUUAGCACUCAGAGUAAACUUUAUGUGCCCAUUAUUCCCACUUUAGAGAGAAAGAAUUGAGAUUCAAGGAGUUAAAUAAUUUUCCACAAAUCACUCAGCUAGUAAGUGACUGCGAUUGGAUUUGAAUUAAGGUUUGCCUAACUCCAGAGCCCUAUUCUUCAUUCUCCGUGUUACUAGAUCAAAAUACCUUUCCUGUGACUUUUUGUUUUUAUCUAUUUCAAAUGAAUCGUUUCCAAUAGACUGUCUGAGCACCCUUUGAAACUCAUCUUAAGACCAGAGAGAGAAAAUAAAACAAAAAUGUACAUAGCCUUUUAGAGCACUUCUCAAAAUGUAAUAUGGAGACCCAUCUGUAUCAGAAUCUGAGGUAAUAGUAGGGGAAGGGACAAGACUGUUGAGCCUACUAAAUCUGUUGAUUAGCUGGGCAUGUCCCAAAACAUACUGGGUCUGGAUCUCAGGAAAAGGUUUUAGGCAUAUGUAUUUCUAGUGAAUUUCCCAAAUGAUGUGAAAGCAAACUGAGGCCCUAGCUCUAGAGGGUUGCCUGAUGAGGAAGAAUGAGGGUUUUGGGGAAAUUUUAAUUUCUCUGCAUUACAUCAAAGUUCAAAUGGGGAACAGCUUACCUUCAGGAUUCUAUGGAAUGCAUGUGUUGUUUAUUGUACUUAUAAAAUAGAGACAUCAGAUGUCAUUUCUCAGUGCACUAAUGUGUGGCCAUGGAGUUGAAUGGAAUGACCCAGUUUUCUGAGCCCUGCUCUUUUUUGUUGGCAUGAAGGAAACAAAAAGUCUCAUGGCCCUCAGACCCUGCUGUUGUUAGAGUCAGUAGAUUUGGUAAUAUCUCUCCCUCCAAAGACAUGUAGAUAGAAUUAUGCAGAUUGGAUUGGCAGAGUAAUGGCCCCUGAAACAAACCCAAAAGCGAUAGCCACCCAUCAAAUUGCGUAACAUGGAUCUGUGGCCCAGAGAAAAGAUAUUACGGUUCCAAAUGCAGUUAAAGAAAAUGCUAUUAAUACCACUACUGGUAUAUCAGCACAGUUGCUAAAAGAGUUACUCCUUCAGGAUUGAAGAAGGUCAUAUUAUAUGAAAAGUACAGUCAAUGUUAUUGUUUCUCAAGGAACCAGAUAUAAGUUAAAGGAAAAAUAGUCAAACAAGGCCUAGGAAUAUGUGAACAUCACUAUUCUGUGUCAGAAAUGGAGAUUUGAACUGAUUAAUUUUUUUAAAAAUGGUGUAAAUCAAAUGAUUGGAAAUGUUUCCCUAUUAUUUAUUUAACGACAUAUGCUUCCUAAAUGAUAUUGGAACAUUUGUAUCUUUUUGCAAUUCACCAAACUCCAAGGAAUGGGGAGUAUUCUCAUCCAUGUAUUGCUGAUGGGGAAACCCAGUUUAGAGAAGGUGAACUACUUGCCUGUGGCUACUUGACAAGUGGCAGGGUCCAUCUGGCCCUGGAGCUCUGUGCAGAGCUGCCAUCAUGUGUCCCUCUAUUCCAGCAGAUUCACAUUCCUGCAUUGUCUUUGCUCUCCCUUCAGGGCCUUUUGAACAUCAGGACUAUGUCUGGCCCCAAAUGCAAAUUGCAUCUCUGUGGUUGGCCGCUAUGAUGAAUGCUGACUGCAUCCAAAUUCUCUUGCGUCUGUUUUGAAAAUGAUCCACAGCAAGGGGUUCAGAAGCCUUCCCAGUUCAUUUUCCCUGCUGGUCCUUACAUUCUGAUGGACAAAUCACCAGUGCAGAUGGCCCAUUUUUAUGUUGCGAUAAGGUUUGGUUAAGGACAAAAGGUCUAGUGUUAGACUACUUGAGUGUGAACCCCCCGCUCCUAUGCUUUACUGUAUAAAAGUGAUUUAGUAGUUACUAAGCCUCUAUACUCUUCAAUCUCCUAAUCUGAAAAUAGAUGUGAUGGUUAAAGGGUAAUUAUUCUAAGCCAUAUAUGCUUAGAAUUCUGAAUGCCCACCCCCCAAAAAAAUUAAAUAAAUAAUAAAAUAAUCAAUAGAUGUGGUUGAGUUUUUUGUUAAUAAGUUAUUAGAAAUUUUGAGGCCAACUACAGAUUAAUAUAUAGCAUUACCUGAACAAUCCACAACAAAUGAAACCAACAAUACCUUUCAGUUACAAAACAAGGAGAGGCCUGGUGGCUAAGAGUGUGGAUACAAAGGCCAGACCACUUACCUUCGCAUCUCGGCUUAUCACUCACUAGCUGUGUGACUUUGAGUGGUUUGCUUUUUGUGCCUUAGUUUUCCCAUCUGAAAAAAAAAUGGUGAUGAUUAGAGUAAUUACAUUGCUGGAAUGUUAUGGAGCUUAAAAUAAAUUAGAAUUUGUAAGUGCUUAGAAAACAUUUGUCAAAUAGUAAGAACUGCAAAGCAUUGGUUAACGAGUGCUAACCAAAAAAGGUCAACCUAAGAUAACCAGGAUGAUGCCCUUUCUUAGAAGUGUGGGCUUCUUAACCAUGUGUGUGGCCACAGUAGCUUUGCCAGAUGUUAACCCCAGACGUGCUGACAAAUUCAGGUAAUAUGUUAACUUCAGUUUACAAACACCACAUUUUACUAGCUCUUAGUCUUAAGGCCUCAGAGGCUAACUAGACCAUACAUACAGAUAAAAAGUUCUAUCAUGAGGAACUCAAAAGAAAGAAAGAAAAAGACUUGCAUUUUUAAUUAGUUAUCCACAAACUUAGCUCAGGUUACAGGUUUGUCCUCAGGACUUUCUUAAAGGUUGAGGCAGCUCGAAUUAAACAGAUCAGUGAGGAGCAAAACUGAUUUAUGUUGUUUGAGGCAGGUUAUUUUCCAAAACAUGAUAUAUAUGGAGACCUGAACUUCAGCUCUUUUUACCUUGUGUUUUGGAAGUAACCUGCUGCAGAAAAAGCGGCCAAGAUUUUUUUUUUUUUAUUUUUGUCCACAACUGUUUUGGAGGUAUCGCAUUGACUUAAUCUGAAAUCUUUCAUUAAAACUCUAGCACAAGAUCAUGAAUGACGAUGUUACUCAUUUUCUCUCAGAAUGAGCUCUCCAAACACCCUUUAAUAAUUCAGUAGGCAUAUUUGCCCCUUCUUAAUUGAUAAUGGCUCCUUCUAUUGGUAAAUCCAAGGAAGGGUGCAAGUGCCCUUGUUUAGAACCCAGUGCACCUAGCCAUUCAGUGAAGCAUUGGAGUAGCUUGUUCAACUAGAAAAUCUUACUAAAGAAUGAGCUUUACCUAUCUAGCUUAGGAGUGAGAUAAGCACAGUAGCAAACUAGCCCCACGGAUUGGACAAUGACCCCUUAGUGACCUUCAGGAUCCAAGACAUUUUCCUCAGAUUUGAAACCAAAAUUAAAAUGUCAUGCACAGAACACACACUUGCAUAUAUAUGACUCUCUGAGAUUUUUCAUUUUUUUAAUUAGGAAUACCUUUGUGAAGAUAUGAGACUUUAUUUUUCUCAAGGAAUUGGGGACAUUUAUUCUCCCAUUCUGAAGGUAGGUAAAUACUAUUGCCAUUUUCCAGAGGAUAGUCUUAGGAAAGGUAGAUAUAUUGCUAAAUAAAUGACUACUUUUUAAUCUUAAUAGCUUACCACUUGUCUUCAUUAAAGUGAUUCAGUUUACUAAUACAAGCUGAGUAUGUAUUUCUCAGCAACUAUCAGGAAUCCUCUUCAGAAUUGUUUCAGGCCAACUCUCAUUUACCUGUUCUGCUCUUUUUAAAAAUUAUUAUUAUGGAGCUUUAUAGUUAAACAUAAUAGUUGGGUUCAUUCCAACAAACUCAUACAUGCAUGGAAAUCAAUUUCCAUCUGUUCUGCUCUUUCUGUGCUCCCUUUCUUAUGUUUACAGUGUGCUCCAUGUUGUCCGCAUACUAUAGCUCCUGUCCUUCUUUGGAUCUGUGACCCACUUUCAGUUUUGUUGUCUAUGGCAGAUGCUGUUUGUGCCUCUCCCUAUCCGCUUGACAUUUUCUGGUCUCUUCUAUGCGAUGGCUUCAUACUGAAAACACCACCACUCUCUGCCCAAGUGCUUUCUCAGGCUUCAUAAGCCUACUGAACCUCCUCCCAUGGUAGGCAGAAGUCCCAGGGAGUUAACCCCUAUGAGGAACAUCACCAAGGACAGAUGGGAGUUGGUGGCUAAAUGCCCCAAAUUCCUCACCUCAAAAUGAAGUGAUUCUGAGAGUCUUUCAGAUACUCUCCUGAACUCAGUUUUCCCUACCCCCACUGCUACUUUCUGGAAUUACCUUUUGAACAAAUAAAUCCUACUUUAGUCCUUGGGGUAUUUCUGUAUGUACCCAACCUACACUACUAUCUCAGUUUUAACAUGAACUUUCUCCACUAUCAGGUAUUGGGUUUGUAUCUGUCUCCCAAAACCUAAGGUAAGAGAUGCUCAGCCCUGAAAAGUUCUAGCAUAAUUUCAUGAGAAAUGUCCUAGAUACAACUGAUCUUCACCCAGGUUCCUCUAGGGGGAAGAACCUUGAGACAUUGCAAUUAGCUAAAUUGAUGUGCAAGUUCAUGAUAUAUGCAAGUGAAUAUGUUAAGUACACAGUUUGUGGAGAAAUUUCCCAAAUUACUUGGUUGUUUCAGCAAUCAUUUUGUGUAAACCUGGCUUGAUAUGAAGAGGAAGAACCAUAUAGUGGUAAAGAGGUUGGCCUCUGAAAUCUCACAGAACUGGGUUCAAAUUCUUGUUUUGAUUCUUAUCAUUCAUGUGACUUUGGGGUAGUAGUUCCUUUGGGUAUAAAAUGGGAAAUGAUAAUACUAGAACCUACCUCGAUAAUUAUCAUGAGACUUUAAUGCCAUAACACUAAUAUCAUUAUCAUAAAAUCUGGCACAUUCAACAAGUAUAGCAAUUGUUUUUUAUUAUUCCUUAAGGCAUAAUAUGCCAUAAUAUGUUCACAGACAUAAAAUAGGACAUUAGGCCCUAUUUUAGAAUGAGAAAGGUCUAUCAAAAUGAACACACAAAACAACAGAUCUCCUGCUACCUAAUAAAUGGAACUUUGGGGACAAAAUAUGAUUCCUUUGAAUCAAAACAUUGCUCUUUUCUUAGUAUGGUUUCCUUCAAGCAGAAGCUGACAUGAACAUUGUUAUGCAAGUGACUUAUUGCAGUAGAGUUCUCUGGUGAAACCUUUCAGGAAGUGAGAGAAGCAAGAUAGGGCAGUAUAAGUAGCUAAGCAAAAUUAACAUUCAGCUGAACUUAGAAUUUAACCUAAUCCCUAAUCCCAGGGAGCUCUGGAAAGUGAAUGGCUCUGCAGAAUUAUUUUGCCUAGAGAAAAAAGACAGCCCUUUAGUACCCCAUACUAGACAGUCCUUAUUUGUGAUGCACUUCCAGAGGGAAGGCACAACUUCCCAAAGAUAUCCAGGGGAGGUGGCUUUCAUUUGCUGAGCACAAUUCUCAGCAGAAGGGCACAGCUGUGAACUAUUUGCAGCCAACACUCCCAGCAGCUGGGAGAUGUAUGCACUGUUUGGUAAAGAGGACUUAAAAUGGGGCAU